CUCCUCGAUCUGCAUUGUAGCCAGUCAGUUACUUUAAGUAGUACCGUAGUGGUAACCAACUUUCAUUCGGCACUUUUUUUGUUACUUCAUUCCUUCCUUCAAAAACACACUUCAACUUCAAUUCAAUUCAAUUCAAGGGAUUCAACAAACAACUUCAUCAUCAUGGUGAAUGCUGCGCAUUUUUUCUUCGGUGUAAUAGGAAAUGCUUCUGGACUCUUCCUAUUCUUGGCUCCAACUAUUACAUUCAAGAGGAUUAUUAAAAAGAAAUCCACAGAACAAUUCUCUGGAGUUCCUUACCCUAUGACACUGCUCAACUGUCUUCUUUCCACUUGGUAUGGAUUGCCAUUUGUGUCUCCAAACAACAUACUUGUAGUGAUAAUAAACGGCACAGGUGCAUUGAUAGAAAUCGUAUAUGUAAUAAUCUUCAUAACGUAUGCACCGCCGAAGGAGAGGAACAAAACCCUUGGGCUCUUCUCAUUUGUAAUAGCAGUUUUCGCCAUCGUUGUUGUUAUUUCCCUUAUUGCCCUUCAUGGCAAUAUCAGAAUGGUCUUCUGCGGUAUGGUUGCCGCCGUCUUCUCCAUUAUUAUGUAUGGCUCUCCCCUCUCUAUUAUGAAACUGGUGAUCAAAACUAAGAGCGUGGAGUUCAUGCCGUUCUACCUUUCCCUCUUUGUGUUCAUCUGUGGUACUUCCUGGUUCAUUUAUGGCCUUAUAGGCCAUGACCCCUACCUUGCAGUACCAAAUGGAAUAGGAUCAGCAUUGGGGACAGCGCAACUAAUAUUGUAUUUCAUGUACCGAGGCAACAAAGGUGUUAGCAAUGAGGAAACAAAGGCAGCAACAGAAGAAGCAGCAGACACUAUGGAGAUGGGGGUUGCAAAAGCCACAUCAUCGGAACAAUAAUAAUGCAAAGCAAGCUCAUGAGGACACGUGUCUGCUGUUCUGUUUGUUCGCGUUGCUUGCUAUCUUAUUAUAGUAGUAUCUUAAGUUAUUGCUAUUACGAUCUUAGUGUUUGUGGUUCGGCAUUUUAGUUGUUAGUUGCUCUGGUGGUCCAAUUCAAGUGCAAAUUUAGCCUAUUGGGUUACAUAGAAUUAAACCUUAGGUUGUUUAUGAUGAUGUUAUGAAUUUCAAUCUGAAACU
This is a messenger RNA of Arachis stenosperma, 1134 nucleotides long. Its product is annotated as bidirectional sugar transporter SWEET1-like. Gene Ontology annotation, cellular component: membrane. The transcript has 6 exons. Lineage: Eukaryota; Viridiplantae; Streptophyta; Magnoliopsida; Fabales; Fabaceae. Gene Ontology annotation, molecular function: sugar transmembrane transporter activity. Bases 163 to 897 code for a protein of 244 amino acids. The record is from RefSeq and is a predicted model, not a curated record. Gene Ontology annotation, biological process: carbohydrate transport.